CUCAGUGAAAUCAAAGCAGAGCUCAAGGUCGGCUGGAAAAUCAUUUCUGCUGCACACGCCCCCUGACCAUCAUGUGCUUCUUCGAGGAAGAGCUGGACUUCUGGAAAACGGUUUCUUCUCGCCUCAGGACUUGAACUCUGUUUUAAGUUGUUUUGUUUUGUUUCGUGCUUUCAGUGCGUUUCGUAUUUAAGACUGUCAGAUGUUUGCGUGCUUUUCCCAAACAUCUUCAAAUAAACGGAUCCGUUUAAAAGUUCCUGAACUUUGUAAACUCGGCGUUUUGUGUCCGUUUGUUUUUGUUUUCUUUAGGAACAGAAGACCGACUCGAUCACUGUAAAGGAAGGACUGGUGAUGCAGAAACUAAAUCCCUUUAAAUCUUCUCCUCAGGUGAGCAAAGCUCCAGUGAGUAACGCCGGAGAACAGGAAACGCCUGAACGCUGCAGUUCCUCCUCCUGCACAGAAGAGGCAGCGACUGAACACAAACCGGAUCCUGGAAUGAUCAUGGGAAUGAUUCAAAAACUAAACCCAUUCAGGUUUUUCUCACAGGAUCCCGCUGGGAUGCGUCUGGAAUCCAGCGCUCAGAAGUGUGAUGGAGGAGAAGCAGACGGAGUGUGUGUGGACACACAGGUGUGUGAUGGAGGAGAGGCAGACGCAGUGUGUGUGGACACACAGAUCUGCUCUGCUGAAGUUCAGACUGCUGUAGGCUCCAGUGACGGGAAUCCUCUGGACGAUGAAGACGAUGAAGAUGGUUUGCUGGAUUGGUGGAGAACAGUAGAAGGUUGGAGCGAAUGGAACGAGUCGAAACAGUUUAAUGAUGAAGAUGGAGAACGAGCGAUCGAAGCGGUUGCUAACCGGGUCUUCAUGGCCGCCAAGUUAUUCGUUCACCUGCUAAACCAGCGGGAGGCGUUUCUGAAUCAGCGGAUACUGGAGCUCCUGGCGUUAGCGGACGCGGCCGACUCUUUCCACAAGAAGACGGUGACCGCUAGCGUUGGCGGAGGGGUGGCUAGCGUAGCAGGCAGCAUCACCACCAUCACCGGCCUGGUCCUGGCGCCCUUCACCUUCGGGACGUCCCUCAUCGUGACGGCGGUGGGCAUCGGUGUGGCGACGGCUGGCGGCGUGACCUCGGCCUCCGCCAACAUCACAGACACGCUUCACUCCAACACCGACCGCAAGAAGGUGGAGAAGAUGAUCCAAGACUACCAGCUCCAAAUCCAGGACAUUAAAGACUGCCUGGACUUCCUGCAGGCCGGGAUGUUGACUCUGGAGGAGUGGAACUUCGAGCAGUACGUGGACAGCAUCUCCAGAAAGGCUCUUAACCAGAACGUGAAGCACGUGUUGAAGGAGGGCGGCCGGGCCGGGAAAGCUCUUCUGGUCAACACGGAGAACCUCAUCAACACCGUCCAGGUGCUCAGCGUAGCGGGAGGAGCAGCCAAAGCCGCGCAAGUGCUCAGCGUCACCACCGGCGUCAUGUCCGGACUCUUCCUCGCGCUCGACGUCUUCUUCCUCGCCAAGGGCUCGCUCGAGCUGCGCAAGGGAGCCAAGACGGAGUUCGCCGCCAAGAUCCGAGAGGUUUGCAGAGAGCUUCGGGAUGGACUUCAGGAGCUGAAGAGAAUCCAACAGCAGCUGCAGAAAACCCUGGAUGGGGUUGAGAUGGAGGAGGAGGAAGAGGAGGGUGAUGGGGAGGAUGAAGAGGAUCAGAAAUGACAAAAGACUUCAGCUAGAUGAAAAAGUAGAGAUGAAGAUCCUGAGCAAGAAUACGCACAAACAUAUGUAUACUUAUUUAUAUUAUAAGUUGAAAUAUUUCUGCUGUUUGCCAAAGGUCAUUAGGCAGUAGUUUAGUUUAAUGCGAUUUACUAAGUGCAAUGGUUAUGCAGAGACUUAUGGUUACAACAAAUGAAAAAGAAACUAUUUUCUAUCCUAUGCAAUGAACAACAUAGUGCCAUUUAUAUACGGAGACAUUUUUUCAAUCUCUUAUUUAUUAUUCUCUAUUAUUUCUCAAUUUAAACCUGUAACUGCUCAGGUAUGAUGGGUCUGUGUAUGUUCAGUUCAGUGGUUGUUAAAAUAACACACGACAGCAAAGUCACGUGAUACUGGUUCAUUUUCUCAACGCUGGUCAGGACGGACCAAUCACAGAUGACUUCAUUCUUUCCACAGAAACCCAUGAUGUUCUUUCUGUGGCCACUAGAGGAGCAGAUGCACCAUUAUCUUACUGUAAUUGGGUAAAUUACAUGAUAUCAUAUAUAAUUUAAGUGCAUAUUUGCUGAAUGUCUUCCAAAUGAAUCAUUAUACCAGAUGAAUAACUCAUUGACUGGACAAAACGGGUCAAGUCAAAUUGUUUUAAAGCAGCUUCACUGUAAUAAACGGGAAAACAACAGUGUCAAUGUUGCAACGGUUCUGAAACGAAUUCGUAAAGCAAAAGACGUUUCAGAUAAUUUUAAUUCAAAAGUUGUUCAGUGCAGUCACAUCGAUAAUAUUGCUGAAUUUGAAUUGUUUUAAACCUUUUUCUUUCUCUUUUCAGCAUCAUGUCUUUCACUGACGCAAUAAAUACGCAUCAGAAAACA
Pimephales promelas (fathead minnow) is the source of this 2558-nucleotide messenger RNA. It is a transcript of the gene apold1b, whose product is annotated as apolipoprotein L domain containing 1b. NCBI's taxonomy places the organism in Eukaryota, Metazoa, Chordata, Actinopteri, Cypriniformes, Leuciscidae. Gene Ontology annotation, molecular function: lipid binding. Gene Ontology annotation, cellular component: membrane; extracellular region. The record is from RefSeq and is a predicted model, not a curated record. Gene Ontology annotation, biological process: lipoprotein metabolic process; lipid transport.